Molecule: messenger RNA, 1048 nt
Organism: Cloeon dipterum
Lineage: Eukaryota; Metazoa; Arthropoda; Insecta; Ephemeroptera; Baetidae
Gene: MED18
Product: mediator complex subunit 18
Exons: 5
Coding region: 219-905 (228 amino acids)
Biological process (GO): termination of RNA polymerase II transcription; regulation of transcription by RNA polymerase II
Cellular component (GO): core mediator complex; mediator complex
Molecular function (GO): transcription coregulator activity
Source: RefSeq, a predicted model, not a curated record
UUGGGCCAGGUUCGGGCCCAUUCAUACUUGUAAGCUCUCUAAUUUAUACCAGUUCAAGAUCAAGUUGAUUGGUUUUUGCACUUCUCUUGUCUCGGUGCUGCGUAGCGCAGAUCAAACCAAUAUAAUAUCCAUAAUAUCACUAUGUAUGUAUGUAGCUUUCAUAAAGGAUAAAAUAAAAAAAAAAUACCAGAACGACCAGAACAAAGAGAAGAAUUGAAAUGGCGAUGGCUCAGCAGACAGUGAAUACAGCUAUCGACAGCCUCUCUGCUGCCUUGAAGAGCAACAUCAUCCCGAAUCAAGAGUAUUUUCUUCAGGGAAGCAUUUUAGACUCUUCGGUCGAGGUGCUCUUGCACAGGCUGCGGGGACUGUGUGACAACGUCGACACUACUUUGGAAACUUUCCACGAUCAUGAAAUGUGCUUCAGCAUUCGUGGUCCAAAUAAUGCUCAACCAGCCUUGCAGUUGAGAGUGAGGAGGUCGUUGGACCAUAAUGGUAUGCCCAUGCAGUUGCGCUACAUAGGCCAACCUGAGAUAGGUGACAAAUCUCGGCCAACCGUUUUAAGGAACAGCAUUGAUAUUGGUACCUCAAACACCGUGGUUGAGUUCCUGACAGAGCUAGGGUGCCGUAAAGACUUUGAGUACUUAGCCAAAGGUUACAUGUUCAGGAAGGGUAGAAUGAAAAUCACAGUCUUUAAGGUGUUUAAAAUUGAUGAAACGCGGAAAAUGAGUGGUGGGGCAUUCGAAUCUCUGACCGCUUUGACACACUCUUACCUGGUAGAACUCAGUGUUCUGGCGCCAAGUGGACAAGAUGCGAUUGCUGAUGACAUGCGUUGUUUUGCUGAACAACUGCGUCCGCUUGUGCAACUAGAGAAAAUCGACUACAAAAGACUGGUUCAUGGCCCGUAAAUUACAAACUCCAUACGCUCCAGUAAGAAAUUAUUGUGUGUUUGAUGGUAUUAUAAUUUAAAAUGUCAAAAUUACUUCAAACCUCUGAUGUAUUCAAUAAUCUCUCAGUUCGUAAAUUCUUCAAGUAAAUUCCAUGAUCAAUA